AUGGUACCAACUAAUCCAGCUCAAUUUCUCCUUGGUACCAAUCAUGGUAUCAUUAUCAAUUUCGUUUCAAGCAAAGCAACCAAAUUGAUUGGUCCAAGAAUAUAUCGGAAUGAUUUUGAAAUGGUAGCAGAGGUGAUGUGUAUUAGUUUCUCCUCGGAAUCAACCUUCUUUUUGGCUGGAUUCUCGAACGGCUACAUAUCAUUAUAUGAAAUUUCUAAUAUACAACCACUUUUGAUACUGGAACCUGCCGAACAAGCAAAGCAAUCAUUAUUACGAGUGUUUUUUGCGCCAAGUAAUCCUACCUUAUUCUAUGCGAUUCAUAGCUAUGGGCUUUUGCUAGUAUGGGAUUUAGCCAAAAGUAAGAAGCCAGAAUCUAUGGAUGACCUGAAUUUGAAGGAUGGCUCCGAAGUAACUACAGCGGAAUUAUGGCAAUAUGUCGCUAUCUCAAGCAAUUCAUAUACAAAUCUUUUGGCUAUCGGUUUCAGUAAUGGUGAAGUCCAUUUACAUGAAUUGUCGAAAUUAUCCACCGAUCGUGAUAGCAGAAAACGGAAUAAAUCACUGUCAAAUGCUAUCAAAGUAUUUAUGGAUACAUAA
Molecule: messenger RNA, 594 nt
Organism: Loa loa (African eye worm)
Lineage: Eukaryota; Metazoa; Nematoda; Chromadorea; Rhabditida; Onchocercidae
Exons: 5
Coding region: 1-594 (197 amino acids)
Biological process (GO): intraciliary transport
Cellular component (GO): ciliary plasm; cytoplasmic dynein complex
Molecular function (GO): dynein light chain binding; dynein heavy chain binding
Source: RefSeq, a predicted model, not a curated record